Molecule: messenger RNA, 951 nt
Organism: Encephalitozoon hellem ATCC 50504
Lineage: Eukaryota; Fungi; Microsporidia; Unikaryonidae
Exons: 1
Coding region: 1-951 (316 amino acids)
Biological process (GO): zinc ion transmembrane transport
Cellular component (GO): membrane
Molecular function (GO): zinc ion transmembrane transporter activity
Source: RefSeq, a predicted model, not a curated record
AUGAAUUUACAAGUGCUAUUGUUUGCGUUGAUAAUAUUUUCGUCGUCGCUGGUUGUUUGUCUGAGUCCAAAGAUGAUAACAUCUCUCAAGGUUGUUAGGAGAGUAUUCCCCUUUUUGACUCUCUUGACAGCCGGGUUUCUUCUUGGUGUCCAGCUCCUAGAGCUGAGUCCUCACAUGGUCACUGACUGCCAUGAGCACAGCGGUCAUGAUCACCAUCACGGCCAUCACACCCAUGAGUCUCCCAUGCUUGGAUUCUUCACUGCAGGCCUUUCUUUUAUCUUUCUCUUGGCUAUCGACACCAUUGUUCUGAAGCACAAACACUGUGAAGAAGGAGAAAAAAAGAGGCAUGCACACAAUGCCGGAUGCCACGGAAAUGACCCCCACCACAAAGUGGAUGCCCAAGGAAACCAUACUCAAAAGACAUCCGAAAAACCUCUAAAUGCACAGACUUCUGCAAAAGAGGCAGAGAGAUUAGGAUGCUGCGAUCCAAGUGAGGUUAUAAAGAAUACGUCUUCAAAGACACAGGUGUUUAUAUACAUAUUGGGUAUUUCCAUCCACUCAUUUUUCGAAGGCUUGGCAUUCAACUCCAUCGACAAAAUCGGCUCCUUGGAAAUGGGGCUUAUUCUCCACAAAGUUCUGGAAUCUUUUGCCCUUGGCGUUCCUCUGUUCACCUCUGGGUUCAACUUCUCCACCGGGCUGAUUCUUGCCCUAUUCUACUCAUCCCUCACGCCCAUUGGGAUUAUGAUAGGAUCCGCACCUGGCUUCUUUGGCCAAACCAUCAAAAAUAUCUUCAAAGGACUUGCCUUGGGAAGUAUAAUGUUCAUGGUGUCUAUUGAGAUGAUUCCCCCAAUGUUCGACCAUCCAAAGGUGAGCCGAAUCCACGGGAUACUUACCCUUCUGAUAGGCUAUUUAUCUAGUGCUGCAGUAAUUCACUGCUCCCACCCCCACUAG